Messenger RNA from Aspergillus steynii IBT 23096, 1557 nucleotides. RefSeq names its product MDR family MFS transporter. The transcript has 5 exons. The record is from RefSeq and is a predicted model, not a curated record. Gene Ontology annotation, biological process: transmembrane transport. The coding region runs from base 1 to 1557 and encodes 518 amino acids. Gene Ontology annotation, molecular function: transmembrane transporter activity. NCBI's taxonomy places the organism in Eukaryota, Fungi, Ascomycota, Eurotiomycetes, Eurotiales, Aspergillaceae.
AUGGACGACAAUGAGGGGACUCACGCUUUCUACCCAAUCGGCCCUAGGCUCAUUCUAAUCACAGUCAGUUUGAUGCUGGCAGUCUUUUGUGUCGCUCUGGACAACACGAUUAUGGCAGUCGCGAUCCCACGCAUUACGGAUGACUUCCACGCACUUAACGAUGUGGGCUGGUAUGCCUCAUCCUAUUUAUUGACAACGUGCUCGUUUCAAUUACUUUAUGGAAAGUUCUACACAUUGUUCAGCAUCAAAUGGGUUUACUUAACAGCCUUGUUUAUCUUCGAACUGGGCUCUUUGAUCUGCGGCGUUGCGCCAAACUCGACUGCUCUAAUUGUUGGACGCGCAGUUGCUGGGCUGGGAAGCGCUGGCAUAUUCACCGGAGCACUAGUCACUCUAGCGCAUACAGUCGAGCUGGCCAAAAGACCAAUGUUUUUUGGGGUGCUUGGUGGCAUGUAUGGCAUCGCUUCGGUUGCUGGACCUUUGUUGGGUGGUGCGUUUACAGACCAUGCUACCUGGAGAUGGUGCUUUUACAUCAACCUUCCUUUGGGGGGGAUCACAGCAAUUGGACUUCUUACUUUGCUCAAGCUACCCACCAAAACAAAGACUCAAAGUGCGCCCAUGAAUACCUUUCUCAAAUUGGAUCCACUGGGGACGACAAUCUUCGUCCCCGCGAUUGUCUGUCUGCUACUUGCUCUUCAGUGGGGAGGAGUGAGAUACGACUGGUCGAACGGCCGCAUCAUCGCUUUGUUCGUGGUUUUCGGAAUCGCCAUUCUCGCAUUCAUCUUGCUUCAAAUCGUACUUGGGGACAAGGCCACCGUGCCCACUGAUAUUUCCCGCCAACGGACUAUUGCAUCUGCGUCUUUCUUCGGGCUGUGUAUCGGCGGCUCUUUCUUCAUUAUGAUCUAUUAUAUCCCUAUCUGGUUCCAAGCUAUCCGUGGAGUCAGUGCUGUCCAUUCCGGUAUCAACUCCCUGCCUAUGAUCCUGGCAAAUGUCGUUGGCAUUCUAUUAGCCGGCGCAUUGACCACCCGUUUUGGAUACUACGCCCCAUUCUUUAUCGCCAGCAGCGUAAUCAUGUCCAUUGGGGCGGGCCUAAUUACAACAUGGACAGUUGAUGUGUCUCAGUCCAGAUGGGUCGGGUUUCUGUUCCUGUAUGGAAUGGGGGUGGGUUUCGGAUUCCAACAGGGUGGCGUUGCUGCACAGGCCGUCCUCCCCUUGUCCAAGGUAUCAAUCGGCACCUCGACUGUCAUGUUCUUGCAGAUGCUUGGUGGGUCAGUGUUUGUGUCCGUUGCACAGAACAUCUUUACUAAGCGGCUUAUCACCAACCUUGCCGCCUUGAAUAUUCCGGACUUUUCCCCUUCGGAGGUCGUUAAUGGCGGAGCAACAAGCCUUAGAUCCAUCGUCAGUGACUCAGAUCUCCCGGAUGUGCUUGUGGCAUAUAACGAUGCACUCGUGGAGGUGUUUCAACUCGGUCUUAUCUUGGCUUGUUUGAGUAUCAUUGGUGCCCUGGGCGUUGAAUGGAAGAACAUGAAAGCGAAAAAGGCGGAUGUCGCUGCUGCUUAG